Molecule: messenger RNA, 951 nt
Organism: Besnoitia besnoiti
Lineage: Eukaryota; Apicomplexa; Conoidasida; Eucoccidiorida; Sarcocystidae
Product: SAG-related sequence SRS48K
Exons: 2
Coding region: 1-951 (316 amino acids)
Cellular component (GO): membrane
Source: RefSeq, a predicted model, not a curated record
AUGGCAGGAAGAUCAUCCGACUUCGCAAAUAUUUCGCGGCCCCUCCGGCGUGCGCUGGCUGCUGCAGUUUUCGCGGCAUUUAUAUACUCAGCCCAAGCCGAUUCGGGACAGGAGAAGCAUUACGUCACAUGUGCGAACAGCACCACCCUGAUUUCUCUCCCGCUCACCAAGACCAGUGAUUCAGUGAACUUCAAGUGCCCCGCAAACUACACGUUGUCACCGGAGGUCUCCGCCAAACAGCAAUUCUGCAAAGACGCGAAGUGCAACGUAACGGCAGACUUGGAUGACGCCUAUAAGCUUCAGGCCGCAAACAAAAAUGAAGGAUACUCGCUCACAAUGGUGAAACAACCUGCCGCAUCAACUAACCUCUAUUUCGUGUGUAAGGAAACCACCGGACCGGAUCUCGUCCGCCGCGUUCUGGAAAGAACGCAGUCAGCUGCCAACGCGUCGACGUGCACGAUUCAAGUCCCGGUCCACGGCUCAUCUGUGUUUCCUGCAUCUGCAGAAACUGUGUGUGAAAAGGAUCCUCUCUCUAUCAGCUUGUCGCCUGAGAAGAGUACUGUCAUCUUUCGGUGCGGGAAAGACGCAGCGCUGUCGCCGACGAACUUGGAGAACGCAUUUUCGGGAAGCGCUUGCACGACAGAGAAGACCCUGAAGGAACUCGGCGUCAGUGGCUCUCUCGUGGAAGGGAGCUCGGGAGAGGCCAGCGCAGACGCUCAAACUGCCUACUCCCUCACUGUUUCGAGCUUCCCGACAGAAUCGCCGGCGCAGCUGUGCUACAAGUGCACAACGAAGAGCCAGCCAAGCGAUGGCAAGACGACUGCAAGCGAAUGCAGAGUGGUGAUUGACGUUGCCCAGGUAAGCAGCUCGGCUGGCAGCCUGACAGCAGAGAGCAGCAUUCUCGCUGCUCUGGCUCUAUGCUCUGCCUUCACCGGCCGCCAACUCCUCUAA